AUGACUGAAUCGAAAACCAUCCCCAUUCCAGGCCCCAAGGGGGUUCCCCUCUUGGGGAAUAUCUAUGAUAUCGAACAGGAAGUCCCUCUGAGGAGCAUCAACAUGAUGGCAGAUCAUUAUGGCGAAAUCUAUCGGUUGACCACAUUUGGCCGCUCCAGAGUGUUUCUGAACACCCAUGAACUCGUCAACGAGGCUUGUGACGAAGAGAGAUUCAGCAAGGUCGUUACAGCGGGCUUGAACGAGAUCCGGAAUGGGAUCCACGAUGGCCUGUUUACCGCUCACUUUCCUGGCGAGGAAAACUGGGCCAUUGCCCACCGCGUGCUUGUCCCAGCCUUUGGACCGUUGUCUAUUCGGGGAAUGUAUGAUGAUAUGUACGAUAUUGCGACGCAGCUUGUCAUGAAGUGGGCGCGCCAGGGGCCCCAUGUCCCGAUUAUGGUCACCGAUGACUUCACCCGGUUGACUCUAGACACAAUCGCACUUUGUGCUAUGGGGACACGCUUCAACUCCUUCUACCACGAAGAAAUGCACCCGUUCGUCGAGGCAAUGGUUGGUUUGCUGCAAGGGUCCGGUGACAGGGCCCGCCGGCCGGCCCUCCUUAACAACCUGCCCACAAGUGAGAAUGCCAAGUACUGGAGCGAUAUCGAAUUCUUGCGGAAACUGGCCCAAGAAUUGGUUGACAAUCGGAGACAGAACCCGGAGGAUAAGAAGGAUCUGCUAAACUCAUUGAUCCUGGGUCGCGAUCCCAAAUCCGGUCAAGGUCUCAGUGAUAGUUCGAUCAUCGACAACAUGAUCACCUUUUUGAUUGCGGGCCACGAAACAACCUCUGGACUGCUCUCUUUCCUCUUCUACUACCUGCUGAAGAACCCCCGCGCAUACCAGAAAGCACAGGAAGAGGUGGACGCUGUCAUUGGGCGGCGGAAGAUUACGGUCGAAGACCUAUCGAAACUGCCAUACAUCAACGCUGUGAUGCGGGAAACGCUGCGGCUAAGGUCCACGGCUCCCUUGAUUGCUCUUCAUGCGCACCCAGAGAAGAACAAGGAAGACCCAGUCACCCUGGGAAAUGGCAAGUACGUGUUGAAUAAGGAUGAGGCCAUCGUGAUCGUGCUCGAUAAGUUGCACCGGGACCCUAAGGUCUAUGGCCCUGAUGCGGAGGAAUUCAGACCGGAGCGCAUGCUUGACGAGGAAUUCGACAAGCUCCCCAAGAACGCGUGGAAGCCGUUUGGUAACGGUAUGCGCGCCUGUAUUGGCCGCCCAUUUGCCUGGCAGGAAGCGUUGCUUGUGGUAGCAAUCCUGCUGCAAAACUUCAAUUUCCAGAUGGAUGAUCCCAGCUACGACCUCCAUAUCAAGCAAACGCUCACAAUUAAGCCGAAGGAUUUCCACAUGAGGGCCGCACUGCGCCAUGGCCUCGAUGCGACCCAGCUCGGUAUCAUGUUGAGUGGUAGUGUUGAUAGCGUGCCACCUGAGAGCGCCGGAGCGGCGAGCCGCUCCCGCAAACCGCAGGCUGCUGCUCCUCCUUCUGGUCAGCUGAAACCAAUGCAUAUUUUCUUUGGCAGCAAUACGGGAACAUGUGAGACGUUUGCCAGAAGAUUGGCCGACGAUGCUGUGGGAUAUGGGUUUGCUGCUGAAGUCCAGUCACUGGAUUCGGCCAAGGAGAAUAUCCCCAAGGAGGAUCCAGUGGUGUUCAUCACGGCAUCUUACGAGGGCCAGCCACCAGACAAUGCUGCUCACUUCUUUGAGUGGCUCAGCGGCCUGAAGGGGAAGGAGCUGGAGGGAAUCAACUACGCUGUUUUUGGCUGUGGUCAUCAUGACUGGCACGCAACCUUCCACCGCAUUCCCAAGGCUGUCAACGAACUCGUUGGCGAGCGGGGUGGAAACCGUUUGUGCGAUCUGGGGCUGGCUGAUGCUGCCCAUUCGGACAUGUUCACCGACUUUGACAGCUGGGGCGAGUCCGCAUUCUGGCCUGCAAUCACAUCAAAAUUCGGAGGGGGAAAAUCAGAGACAGGCACUAAGGCGACGUCCAAUCUACAGGUGGAGAUCAGCUCAGGCAUGAGAGCAUCGACCUUGGGUCUUCAGCUGCAGGAAGGGUUCGUAAUUGAGAACCAGCUGCUCUCCCAGCCUGGCGUGCCGGCCAAGAGAAUGGUCAAGUUCAAACUCCCGUCGGACAUGACCUACCAGUGCGGCGAUUACCUUGCGGUGCUCCCAGUCAACCCGAGCAGUGUCGUUCGCCGUGCCAUCCGGCGCUUUGAUCUCCCCUGGGACGCCAUGCUGACGAUCCGUAAAUCGUCGCAGGCUUCCAAGGGAUCCACCUCCAUUCCGCUGGACACACCUGUGUCCGCUUUUGAUCUCCUGUCCACUUAUGUUGAGCUCUCGCAGCCUGCAUCCAAGCGAGACUUGAAUGUGCUGGCCGAUGCAGCCGCAGCGGAUGCCGAUGUGCAAGCCGAACUUCGCUAUCUUGCGUCCAGCCCCAGUCGAUUCACCGAGGAGAUUGUCAAGAAGCGGUUGAGCCCGUUGGAUAUCUUGAUCCGCUAUCCGUCAAUCAAGCUUCCUGUCGGCGACUUCCUGGCGAUGCUCCCGCCCAUGCGCGUGCGCCAGUACUCCAUCUCCUCCUCUCCCCUGGCAGAUCCCUCUGAAUGCUGCAUUACAUUUUCCGUGCUCAAUGCUCCGUCUCUGGCGGCGGCAUCGUUACCUCCACAGGAACAGGAGGAAGCCGAACAGUACUUGGGGGUUGCGUCCACGUACCUGUCGGAGCUGAAGCCCGGCGACCGCGCUCAUAUCAGCGUCCGGCCAUCGCACUCGGGCUUCAAGCCGCCCAUGGACUUGAAGACGCCGAUGAUCAUGGCGUGUGCAGGUAGUGGACUCGCGCCAUUCCGUGGGUUCGUCAUGGACCGCGCCGAAAAGAUUCGGGGCCGGCACAGCUCGAUUGGCUCGGAUAAAGAGAUUCCUGAGACGGCGAAGCCAGCCAAAGCUAUCCUGUAUGUUGGCUGCCGUACAAAGGGCAAGGAUGACAUCCAUGCCGCCGAGUUCGCCGAAUGGGCGCAGCUGGGAGCCGUGGAGGUGCGGUGGGCAUAUAGUCGGCCUGAGGAUGGCUCCAAGGGCCGUCACGUCCAGGACUUGAUGCUGGAGGAUCGUGCGGAGCUGGUUGAUUUGUUCGACCAGGGUGCUCGGAUUUAUGUUUGUGGUAGCACAGGGGUCGGCAACGGAGUGCGGCAGGCGUGCAAGGAGAUGUAUCUCGAGCGACGACGCCAGGUGCGUCAAGAGAAACGGGAACGGGGCGAGGAUGUUGCCGAGGACGAUGAGGAUGCGGCGGCCGAGCAGUUCUUGGAUAAUCUGAAGACGAAGGAGAGAUAUGCGACGGACGUAUUUACUUAG
Molecule: messenger RNA, 3369 nt
Organism: Aspergillus clavatus NRRL 1
Lineage: Eukaryota; Fungi; Ascomycota; Eurotiomycetes; Eurotiales; Aspergillaceae
Product: bifunctional cytochrome P450/NADPH--P450 reductase
Exons: 5
Coding region: 1-3369 (1122 amino acids)
Cellular component (GO): cytosol
Molecular function (GO): aromatase activity; iron ion binding; flavin adenine dinucleotide binding
Source: RefSeq, a predicted model, not a curated record